This is a messenger RNA of Mesocricetus auratus (golden hamster), 2661 nucleotides long. RefSeq names its product stomatin (gene Stom). Gene Ontology annotation, cellular component: plasma membrane. The record is from RefSeq and is a predicted model, not a curated record. Bases 69 to 950 code for a protein of 293 amino acids. Lineage: Eukaryota; Metazoa; Chordata; Mammalia; Rodentia; Cricetidae. The transcript has 7 exons.
GCUGCGCCCGGAGCUCGAGCCCCGCGGUAGGUAACGGCUUUCUGUGAGUCUCUGGCUUUGGCACUGACAUGGUGAAGAGCGACUCCGACUCCAGCACUAUGUCUGAGAAACGGCGUACUGAGCACGCCGCAUCUCAGCGGCUCCCCGAGUCCUUCAGGGAUAACUCCAAGGCAGAACUGGGACCUUGUGGAUGGAUUUUGGUGGCGUUCUCAUUCUUGGUCAUGGUUAUCACCUUCCCGCUGUCAGUGUUGAUUUGCAUAAAGAUUGUAAAGGAGUACGAGAGAGUCAUCAUCUUCAGACUGGGUCGCAUUUUGCAAGGAGGCGCCAAAGGACCUGGUUUGUUUUUUAUCCUGCCGUGCACUGACACCUUCAUCAAGGUGGACAUGAGGACCAUCUCCUUCGACAUUCCACCUCAGGAGGUCCUCACCAAAGAUUCAGUGACAAUCAGUGUGGACGGCGUGGUCUAUUACCGUGUUCAGAAUGCAACCCUGGCUGUGGCAAAUAUCACCAAUGCAGAUUCGGCAACCCGCCUUUUGGCACAAACCACACUGCGGAAUGCCCUGGGCACCAAGAACCUGUCUCAGAUCCUGUCUGACAGGGAGGAGAUUGCACACCACAUGCAGAGCACCCUGGAUGAUGCCACUGACGACUGGGGCAUAAAGGUGGAGCGUGUGGAGAUAAAGGACGUGAAACUCCCAGUCCAGCUCCAGAGGGCCAUGGCUGCAGAGGCAGAAGCUGCCCGGGAGGCAAGAGCCAAGGUGAUUGCAGCUGAGGGGGAAAUGAAUGCGUCCAGAGCCCUGAAAGAGGCUUCCAUAGUCAUCACCGAGUCUCCGGCUGCCCUUCAGCUCCGGUACCUUCAAACCCUGACCACUAUCGCUGCGGAGAAAAACUCCACCAUUGUCUUUCCUCUGCCCAUCGAUAUGUUGCAGGGCCUCAUGGGUUCUAAAUAGAACAAGUAGUGCUGUAGAGCUGUGCUGAAUCCCUCCCAGGGUAAAGUGGGGACCAAGUUAGCCUUUCACUGGCAGGGAGAUUAGCAGGAAGCUUGACUGACCCCAUCCCUCCCUGUUUCCACAUAUAGAGUGAGGUGCUCUUAGAAGGGACAGGAGUCCCAAGAGCAGCUGAGAGACUCGCUUUGGAGCUAGGAAUAGAGCACUUGCUUAACAUGCCCAAGACUCUGGAUUUCACUGGCUUGUAAAUACCAAGAGAGCUGGUGAUUUAUGCACGAUAGAUAAUCAUACUCUUUACCUACAUCUGUGUCUUUAUUCUGUGGUAGACUGGAGCCCCCUUCUAACCUUAAGUCGUUCUGAGCCCUAUGUGAGCAGUCAAGCCAGGGCAAUGGGCAUAGCCUAGACAUGCCACCUACCCCACUGGGCAAAUGCCACCUACCCCACUGGGCAAACGCUCUGCGUAGUGAAGACUUGUGUCACCCUCUUCUCUGGGCCACCUGUGCCUUCCCUUCAGGGACUCUUACAGGAAGGAUGCUUCCCUAGUGUCCAUCCACCCAACCCAAGCCCAAACUGUGUUUUACAAUAUCCUCUCCUCUUUCGUGACCCUGUCAGAGCCCGAGAAAAUGGUCAGAGUCAAUGAAGAGGCUCGGCUGGCCCUCCCGGGACCGCACUUCCCCACCGUGGGGUCCUUUUGAAAAUAGAAUGUGCAGUUUUACAAACCCUUCGGGCCCCCACCCACCCCCACUUUCUGUGUCGCCUUUAAAAGCAGCUAAAUUCUUGUCACGGAAGUGCUUUUUCUCACUUUUGCCUAUUUCAUGUAUCUGGUUUUUAAAUCAUUUUGAUUUUUAAAGAUAACUUUCUACCUUCUAUAAAUAAUUGUUAUAUGCCCAUUUGAAUAACUUAAAUACCAAAGUACUUUUUUAAAAAUCUUAAGAAAGCCAUUAUAUUUUGCUGUCUGCACACUAUUAACUAUUAUGUACUGUGAAAUAUUGUGAUUACUAAUCCUACUUGUGUAGUUCAAGAAAUUCCUAGCACAUGGGGCAUGCCAUCCCUGAGCUCCCAGUGCAGAGGGAGAACACUUAUGUGUGACUAGAUUUUUUUGUUGUUUUUGUACAAAACAUUGAUGCCAGCAGAGGAAGUGGUCAGUCCCUCUGGACCAGUUUCUUAUUGUGACGUCUUCCCCUUGACCUGGGAGUCUUGCAGCAUCUUUGAGGUUUUGAUUCACUGGAGAAGCCUGGCAGCAUGGCUCCCUGUGGCGGGAGCAUCCCGGUUCACACCACCAUAGCUGUGCACCGCGAGGCCCACGUGGAGCCUCCCUCCCUCGCACCCCGAUUCUGAGCCUUGGACCCAGCUGGGUUUUCUAGAGGUGUAUGGAGUAUUUCCACCCAGGACUCAAGUUGCAUUUACAUUUUGAACUUAAAAUGGUGGCUUCAUCUGUUUGGACAAAGCAACUUGCCCUCCACUAAGGACCAAGAAAACCCGUGUCCUUGUGAAAACACUUUCUCAGAGGUGGAAAAUGUAUGCUACACUUGUUCUCUAAAUUUCUCCCUCCAGACACCAACCAGCCUUUGCUUCUGUGCUAGUGAAUUAGUAAUCCAGUAGGCUGAAAUCAAAGUGAGGGGUGGAGAAAAUUGAGCUUUGGGAAAUGGGGAUGGUGUGAGGCUUUUCACAAGUCCUCACCUUAGCCGUGUACAAUAAAGUGUGUGCCCUGUAA